CCCACUGCACUUUAGUCGCCAGACAUUUAUCGAAACGUGCACAUCACCAGCGGUCGCACACUCAAACAUAUAUACUGUAUAUAUAUAUAUUGUUAUCCCAACAAAAUAUCCUUCGAAUCGAAAAAACCCACGCGAGUGCAAAUCAAAAGUUUUUUAGCUUUCUUUAUUUUUCCAGUGCGAAAAGUAAAGCAAUUGCAUCCAUCCAACAGAGAGAUUAUCCUUUCGCCAAACAAACAAACAGAAAUGGCCGCCUACGCUGCUUUCAAACACGUUGAGCUUUACAAUGUUGGCAAAGCAAAGAAGAGGGUGCUGAGGCCCCCGGGCGGCGGAUCGAGCGACAUCUUUGGAUCGGAGAUGCCGCAGACCCCCAGGAACGUGAAGAAUCGCAUGGCAUCCAACAUAUUCGCUGCCGAGAAAGAUAAUGGAGUGAAAAACAACGUACGACAAGGAGCUCACAGAUUCUAUUUCAUUGGUGAUGCACCACGUCGCGGCCAGAAGACCGUCGACUCCCACUCUCGGCUGUUUGGGGAGCCCACCCGCCCGAUCACCCCUGGCAAGAACCACAUGAAGAGCAGCAUUCCCUUUGGUCAGAACACAGAGGCCGUUGCCGCCCAGAAGCUGCUGACCACCAAUGGCCACUACAACGGCAAGAGCGGAUCGGUGUCCUCGGCCUCGUCUUCGGUGUCGUCCUCCACCGAGAACCUCAAGAUGAACAGUGGCUCGAGAUCAGUCUUCCGCAAUAUGAGCACAGCAGGACCAGACACCAAAGAAGGAUCUCCACGCCAAUCCUUGUGUCCCCCAGAACCGGCACGAGCCGAAACGCCAAUCCCACCGGCUGACGACGCCCUGUCCAUUGAUAAUUCGUGCCGAGAUAGCGAAGUUGGAGACGUGCCGGCAGAUAACAGGACAGUCACAAAGUCCGAUCAGGUGAACGAGGGCUGUCAAACUCGGCGAGACUCUGGAAAUAAUCCCGAACAGCCAUACUCGCUGAACAAAAUGGCAGGCGUGAGCAAUGUAAAAGAGCCCCUUGGGCUCUGUCCAAACGAGAUUAAGGAGGAGCGGCAGGCGUGCGCCAAACUCGACUCACGCAAUCCCAUCACUGGCCUCGGCCUCAACGGAGAUGGUGUUGGCGGACUCAAGCCUAAGAAGCUCAGGAUCCGAGAGGGCAACCCCGUCACAGGCGAGGGCUACAAGGCCAACGACUUUACACAGCGCCAGGAGUCGUCCAAUGGCGGCACUCCGGUGAUCAACAAGAACCGCAUUCCCCCAGGCGGCUUCUCGUCGGGCCUGUGGUAAUGACAGCCAGAAUUGCUCAGAUCCCAGCACAAGCAAUUGAGGGGCUGAUGGCGGGACGAGACACCAUAAGAAAAAAAAAACCAACAAAACAAGCAAAAAAAUCAUACUACCCAUCUAAUAUACGCAUAAAUCCCUACACCUCCGUAUAAAGCUCAGAAAAUCGAAAGGCACGAACGUAGGACUUGAUGGCCAACGAAUAAUUAAGCGAGAGAAUAGCAAUUGCUCAACGAUCUGAAGAUGCAAUAAUGACAGUCGCUACCCAGAUGAGAAUUAAUCAACCACUUUUAGAAGGCGGCAUUGCACCCAAACCUAUCACUACCAACACCACCACCACCCCCCAUUGCAAAUCUGUAAUUUAAAUUCCUUAGUUGGUGUAAAUCCAUGGAACGCGUGUAGCCCCCACAAAACAACACCCACGUUGAAGCAUCCAAUCGCCUGUCCUCUGCAACUGCGUAUUAUAUAUAAAUGAUAUUCAUCAACCCGGUGUGUGCGUACGCAUGAAGCAAGCGGGAAGCAAGGAUACGAGCUGUGGCAUGGAUUUUAUUUUAGUUGCUACUACACGCCACAUAUAUUUAUAUUUAUACCAACUGCAUUCACACGAACACUCACGAAAACACAUACAUACAUUAUAAACAUUGUAUUACAUUACAUUAAAUAUGUAAUUUAAACGGUACGACAGCACUUUCUAAUGUGCACGUGCUAAUUAAGUGUAAAAAUACAAAAUUCAAGCGCGAAUAUUUGUUCAAUAAAAACCUUUCGUACAUAACUUA
Drosophila sechellia is the source of this 2066-nucleotide messenger RNA. It is a transcript of the gene Jupiter, whose product is annotated as microtubule-associated protein Jupiter. Gene Ontology annotation, cellular component: nucleus. The record is from RefSeq and is a predicted model, not a curated record. NCBI's taxonomy places the organism in Eukaryota, Metazoa, Arthropoda, Insecta, Diptera, Drosophilidae. The transcript is spliced from 8 exons. Bases 244 to 1296 code for a protein of 350 amino acids.